UUGAAUUGAAUUUAUAUAAUAUUUAUUAUAACUUUUGAUAAAAUGGAAUUUUUUGGACUUACUUUAUUUGGACCGCAAAAUUAUAUAAGAGACACUUUAAGAAGUGAUUAUAAAGAACCAGAAUCUAAAGAAGAAGCAGAUUAUUUCAUACAAAAGAUAAAAAAUGAUUUAAAUGCUCAAGGAAAAAGUAUUAAUGACAUCGAUGUUAUAAGAUUAAUUGACUGUUACAUUGGAAGAGUUAACGGAUUUGCUUAUGGGUCAUCCCAAAGAUUCACAAAAAUGAAACGCAAAGGUGUUAUAAAGCCUAUUGGCCCAGCAGAUAUGUAUAGAAUUCCUACCACAACUUCCAUUGAUUAUGGAUGGUGGCAGCAAGACCCUGCUUUAUUAACUACUUCGUGGUAUAUUACAGACCCGCGACGCCCUCAACCAUCUUCUCCGAAUACCCUAAUUCUAGAUAUUGUUCGUAAAAAUAAUAAGUAUGCUACAUUGUUUUAA
This is a messenger RNA of Pieris brassicae (large cabbage white), 495 nucleotides long. RefSeq lists its product as uncharacterized. NCBI's taxonomy places the organism in Eukaryota, Metazoa, Arthropoda, Insecta, Lepidoptera, Pieridae. Bases 43 to 495 code for a protein of 150 amino acids. The transcript has 3 exons. The record is from RefSeq and is a predicted model, not a curated record.